Messenger RNA from Nilaparvata lugens (brown planthopper), 11815 nucleotides. RefSeq names its product WD repeat and FYVE domain-containing protein 3 (gene bchs). Lineage: Eukaryota; Metazoa; Arthropoda; Insecta; Hemiptera; Delphacidae. The coding region runs from base 147 to 10835 and encodes 3562 amino acids. The record is from RefSeq and is a predicted model, not a curated record. Gene Ontology annotation, molecular function: protein binding; metal ion binding. The transcript is spliced from 49 exons.
UGUCUGCAAUGGAAAAAUGAAGAAAGCAAGAAACGUCAAGCAUAGUCAGCUGUUGAAUUUUGACAAGUGGGCGUGUAGAAAUGGUUUUCAAAAUGCUUUAUUUUUGGUUUAAUUCAAGAAAUAAAGGAUAAAGGAGGUGUAACAAUAUGAAUCUUGUCCGAAAGCUAAGGAAAGGGGGCGGGGCCAACAACGCUCUGUCCCAAGAUGAAGCCAAUUCUAAUCCCCAACACACUGCUCUUGGACUCAUGCAUUUGAAGAAACUUUUUUCGGAAUACAGUCAUCCUUCACAUCCUCUCAACGAGAAAGAAAAGGAUGAUAAACUGUACAAUAUGCUGCCUCUGUUCUGCAAGGUUUUUGAGAACAGUCCAUCGACGGAUAUGAGUGAAAAAUUUCGUGAUAUGUCUGCAUUUUGCCGUGAAGUUUCACGUCUGAUGGUGGGCGAAAUACGGCGAAGAGCGUCCAACCAGUCGACGGAGGCUGCUAGCUGUGCAAUCGCUCAGUUCCUGGAGAUGGAGGGCACAAUGGAACCAAGCAAUGGCUGGAUGCUCUUAUCUACACUCAAUCUUCUCGCCGCUGGUGACUUGACUCUCAUACAGGUGAUGACAAAUGUUUCCCUGCCAUCCACGCUGGUGAAAUGUCUGUACUUGUUUUUCGACCUGCCGGAAAUGACGGACCCCGACACACGUGAGAAUAACAGUGAUUUUUCACCGUGUGAAAAAAGAAUACUUCUUCAAAAGAUAUUUGUACAGGUGCUGGUACGAUUAUGUAGCCACGCUGCUCCGGCCGAGGAAUUAGCUCGGAAAGACGACCUGCGUUUGCUGUUUUCCGCCAUAACAUCGUGGUGCCCCGCCUACAAUAUUAUUUGGAGAAAAUCAGCUGCUGAGGUUCUCAUGACCAUCUCCAGGCAUGGACUCACCUCACCCGUUGUCUCUUAUCUGCACAGCAAACAGUGUGUGGCACAUUGCAUUGAUAACAUGCAGCGUGGACAGGAUAUCUCUCCACUCGAAAUUGUCGAAAUGUUCGUCGCUGUCUUUUGUUUCCUCAAAGAUUCGAGUGAAGUUUCACAAACUCUACUAGAAGAUUUCAAAACUUGUAAAGGAUAUGAAUUUCUAUCAGAGUUUCUUUUAAAAUUGGAACAAGAAAAACCUCCAGAAUCGACAGAAGCCAUAAGAAACCUGGUUCUGAUGAUAGCGUCUCUCUCGAUGUGUGGUUAUACAGAACUGAAGCCGAGUCCGGCCAGUAUGGGUUCUCUUUUUCAAAUUCUUGGAUUCACUCUACCUCAACCUGCUGGGCGUGGUGCCAGCGUGAGAAACAUUCAUGCAUUUCAAGUUUUACAGAAUGUUUUUCUGAAAUCGAACUCUUCCAGCUUAUGUUGCACAAUUUUGGAUGCAAUAUCUAAAGUCUAUCAUUCUGACAAUGCUAAUUAUUUCAUAUUGGAAAAUCAAAACACUCUAUCACAAUUUGCCGAAAAGAUUCAUUUGAAAACGCCAGAGAUACAGAUCAAAUUUUUUCAGUUGUUAGAAUUCAUCGUAUUUCAACUGAAUUUUGUGCCCUGCAAAGAAUUGAUUUCACUUUCCAUUCUCCUGAAAGGACAGAACUCUAGAAGUUGCAGUAUAACAUGUAUGCAAACAUUGCUCAGCAUAUUGAAGCACAAUACAAUAUUCAAGGAUGUGUACAGAGAAGUAGGAAUACUUGAGGUGUUUGUCACUUGCCUACAAAGAUAUGCAACACUUUUGAAAGAGAAACAACAAGCCCUGGAUGACGGAAGAGUUUUUGAGCUGGACAAAGAGGACAUUCAACUAGGAACCCUGGUGAUGGAUUCACUGAUCGUUCUGCUCAAUGGAAACAGUCAGAAUGCCAACGUUCUGAGACAAUGUGGAGGUGCACGCAUUGCGCACAAUCUUGUACCUUACGCCGAUAGCAGGCAUUUGGCAUUGGGAAUUGUUAAAGAGCUGAUAUUGAACGCUGGAGGGGAUGACGACAUGGCAACACUGUUGGGAAUGAUGCAUUCUGCUCCUUCAUCGUCACUGACCUUAAAGGGUCAUAUACUAUAUUCACUACUAGUCUGCCUACGGGAAAGUCACAGAGCUAGAACAGUUUUCCGGAAGGUUGGUGGCUUUGUAUACGUGAUGAGUGUUCUGGUCUCGAUGGAAGGCUGCCUGAUGAGUGGCACACCUCAGCCGCCGUGGGACUCCAUUUCACUCUCGCAGAUUCUCGGUCUACUGCACACUGUAUUCAACACCAUCACUGUAGCCAUGCGCUUUGAGCCUGGCAACGCCAGGUUUUUCCACCAAGAGGUUUGUUGGUUUAUUCCUACUUUGCGAAAUAUGUUGAUUGUGUCAAAAAAUCUACCAGAACAUAUUCCAACGGAACUGUCAUAUGCGUGCCUAGUCCUGAGAAUGUUGUACGAUGUGGCACUAGAUUCUUACGACAAACCAAACUCAUCGACUGUUGUGUCCUUCAAGUCCCCAUCACAUAAACGAAACAUGGAGACACAGAAGUCGCUGGAGUCCCCAUGCUCAGGUCGGCGUGUGAAUACUCUGAAUCUGACUCCGCCAGUGCCAGACCCCAUAGUGGUUCAUCCGGGGGUGGUCAUAGCCAUAUUGCAUCUACUUCCUUCAAUACAGCACUCCUCGCAAACGCAACUGACACUAACGCUGCAGCUGUACGCGGCUGAGGUGGUAAAAUCGCUGGUCCGUUGUGAACGCAACCAGCAGCUGAUGUGCGAGGUGGGUUUGCCCGGGCAGCUGCUGGCCGUCGGCGAGGUGCCGCUCGAAGAUGAGACGCAUCCGUUGCAUCCGCCACUGCAGUAUAUGCUGGAGAGGCUGGCCACACAGUCACUCGAACCCAAGGAUCUCAGAGAGUUUCUGCGUCUGGGAUCGCCACUCUGCUGCCAGGCGAUGGACUCGAUCCUGCACCACCCGAGCAGACGCCCCGGUGGCUCUGUGCCUCUCACGCGGGUCAAGACGCUCGUCUCCAUGACGACGCCGCGAUCCCAGACCAACAUACCCCUGCCACCGUUCGUCGAGAUGGACAUGUCUGCUGAAGGAUUUGGCUGCAUGUAUCUACCGAGCGUGGCGCCGCAGUCUGUUGUCUUUGACACUUUGACUGCACCCGAUCUGGGAGUUGUUGGAGGCAUGGGCUCAGGUGAUCGGAUAUUCCCGCCACAAACCGGUUUGAGUUUUUCGUCGUGGAUCUGCGUUGAACGGUUCAGCGAUCCGCGCACCGAUCCGCACUGCGUGAGGCUGCUGACUCUGGUCCGCAAUCUGCACUCGGCCAAGGACGACCAUCUCAUCUGCCUGGCAGUUGUGCUCUCGGCUAGAGACAAGGCUGUCAUUGUCACCACUCAGGAAACUCCGCUGUCGCAUACCGGAGCAGACUGGGAGCCUGACGUUCAAGGAUCGAGCGUGUCCUGUGCCAGGAUCUGGUGUCCUGAUCUGCUGCAGGAAGGCUCCUGGCAUCAUCUAGUCCUAGUUCUAAAUAGAGCAGUGCUCAAGAACUCAUCCUUCUCUCUCUACAUGGAUGGACAGCAUGUUCAUAGUCAAAAACUGCAUUACAUAUCACAGAACCCUGGAGGAGGGGCUGCCAACUUGACAGUGGCUUCCUCGGUGUACGGCUUCAUUGGAACGCCGCCGAUUUGGAGACGCAACUCCCGGCUGAUUUGGAAGCAAGGUCCUUGUCAUCUGCUAGAAGAGGUUCUCAGUCCGCACAUAGUCACAACUAUUUAUCAGCUGGGCCCCAACUACAUUGGAAGUCUUCAGGCUCCACAACUCAACUUUAUGGAAGUGCUGCCCCCACUUGUCACAGAGGAGAAAGUUGUGUUUGGACUGAAUGCAAAAGCUGUAACACAAGUCACACUUUCCAAAAUUCGCAAAAUUUACUCUCGUGCUGACAACAAAUCGAUAGCCAAACAGCUUGGAAUGUCUUCGCAUGAGAAUGCGACACCUAUUCGUAUCCUGCACAACUCGGCUGGCCACCUGAGCGGACCGGCUCGCUCCCUGGGAGGUGUUGUCGUCGGCUACCUGGGUGUCAGAGUCUUCACACCGCGACCCGUCGCUAAGAUGAUCGAGAACGUUGGCGGCUGCUCUGUGCUUCUCGGUCUAAUAGCAAUGGCUCAGGACGUUGAAAGCCUGUACGCCGGUGUGAAAGCUCUGGUGUGCGUUGUGAGAGGUAAUAAGAACGUGCAGCAAGAAAUGGACCGCAGGCGAGGAUAUCAGACCCUGGCAAUGUUGCUGCGAAGGAAACGCCAUCUGUUGAACUCGCACAUCCUGCAUCUGGCGUUCAGCCUCGUCGGCACUGUGGACAGCGGCAGGGAGAGCUCGUCUAUUCCGAACCCCACCCCGUUCCAGGACCUUCUCUGUGAUCUGGAGGUGUGGCACGAAGCGCCCGGCGAACUGCAGCGCUCGCUGCUGGAGCAUUUGUACGAACUGGUGGCCGAGUCAAGUGAGAAGCGCGCCAACCUGCGCCUGGUGCGCGCCAUGCAGCUGGUGCAGCGCCUGCUGCGCAUUGUGCCGACUGUCCAGGCGCCGGCCACACGCCAAGUGUUGCUCAGCCUGUUGGGCGCCAUGCUUGCCAACCAGCCGCAGCCGCAGGAUUUGCUUGCGUUUGGGCAGUUUGUAGCGUCGACUCUGCCCAGUUCGAUCACCAACGAGAAAAGCAUCAUUCUGCAGGAACAAAACGUAUGCAAGCCAGCUGAUCAAGAAGUGGAGGCAUGCGACAGCACCAUCAACUCAAUAUUGCUGCGUAAUCGAUGCCUUCAGCUGCUGCAUGGGCUGCUUUUCACGCCUAGGAAUGCUGUCAAUGUUCAAUUCUGUGAAGCUGUGGUAAGUGUGCUGGGAAUGGACUGGACGAUGCUGUUUAUGCUGGGCCACCUGCACCCGACCACAGUGGUUUGGGGCCUUAGAAUAAUGGUGGUGCUCGGCUCGGUCACCGCUCUGCUGCAGAAGUUCCGCGAGGGCAACAUGUGUCACGGCGGCUGGCUCAAGGACACCGAAGUCGUGUCUCAUCUGCGCAUGGGUGUCGUUCUAGGCUACCAACUGGGAGCAGCAUUACCAAGGAAUCGUGAUUUCCGAAACGACGCCAUAAAUGUGCCUGGAUUUCAACGUCUCGCCUACUUGCUACAGCAGCACAUCGAUAUACCCGAAGUCUAUUUUCUCCUGAUGGCCCUGAUGAUGGGACAACCUGUCAAACUCCUACCCGCUGAUCCCAAGCAGCAAAAUUACACAGAAAAAACAGCAGAGCGACGACAAAACAGGCAACAUCACGCAUUGGUUGACGAGAGUGUGGAUGGGUGGUUUGCCAGCGCUCGUCUUCACUGGCCUUCCCUCGACAAAAAUCGGAGCGAUGACAAGCAAAGGCCAAUGAAGGCGAGCCCUGGAAAACCACCCAUCCACACUCUGACGCUCGUCGUAAUUUGUUAUCAACUGGGAGCAGCAUUACCAAGGAAUCGUGAUUUCCGAAACGACGCCAUAAAUGUGCCCGGAUUUCAACGUCUCGCCUAUUUGCUACAGCAGCACAUCGAUAUACCCGAAGUCUAUUUCCUGCUGAUGGCCCUGAUGAUGGGACAACCUGUCAAACUCCUACCCGCCGAUCCUAAGCUGGACUUGGACAAUGUGUGGAGUUUCAUGUUUGGCGUGCCCGCCUCGCAGUCGGUUACCGCCAUGUCUGGACGUGUCAACUUGUGUCCCGAGGCCGUAAUUGUCCUUCUGGCCAUGGUUCGAACCAUGCUCAACCAGGAGACUAAAAGUCCUGACAGUCUACCGGAAUGGCUGAGAGAUUACCCGGUGACCAUCAUUCAGUUUCUGUUCUUCUUGUACCACAACAUGGGUGAUCUGAUGCCGAUUCUGAUGGGUGGAGACGUUCUGGGAGCACUGGCUGGCACAUUGUUCCCGCGACCUAUCGUACAAAGUCAGGCAUCCACUCCUGCCGAUGAUGUCUUUACUCCGCUGGAGUCGACAACAAUGGUGCUGCGAUCGCCAACCAAGGAGCCGACUCUCAGUAACCAUCCGGCCAGAAAGUUUGUGAUGGACUUUCUGCGAGUGAUCGUAGUCGACUCUCUGUCUCUACCAGUCACUGGCAAGUGCACUCCAGCUAUUGAUCUCGUCCUUGAGGCAUCUCCUGAGAACUCCAGCCUGAGCCAACAAGCGAGAUUCCAGACGGAAGUGCUGACCACUCUGAUGGAACACCUUCUGGCGGCUGAUGUUUUGAUAGGCGAGCAGGCAGCGCUGCCUGUGGUGCCGGGAGGAAACUCUGCCAACAUUGCGCCCAAUGUCUGCUAUGUCGCUGCAAGGACUGUCGACAAGCUGUGGCAAGGAAUGCUGUUGAAAGAUCCUCAUGAGGUGUUGGACUUUGUGGUGAAGCUGAUAGCGCAGGCAAAGCGCAGGCCCGGCUCGUUUCAGCUGGAAGGACUCUACCACUGUUUGAACCGCACCAUACUCUUCCUGCUGUCGAGGGGCACUGACUCCAUAGCCGAUCAGAUGCCUGUGCUCGAAACACUUCAUAAAUUGACAACUCAUCGGGGCCUUGUUUUUGGAGCUGGUAAUCACGAACUGGACUUCAUUGGAUGCCUUACCUACUGCCUCCUGCAGCUGACCUCGGACAUGAAAAUCAUGCUAGAUGCCAACGUGAAGACCACCUGGCAUGUCAAUCCAGCAGAAGAAACUGUCGAGCUGAAUUCCAGGGAAGGACAGAACUUGAUGGCCAUUGCUGCGAGACGAGUAUGGGACGAAUUGUAUGUUUGCAAAAAGCCUGCCAUCGAAGAGGUCUUCAAAAUCACCCUGUCAUCACCCAACAACAAAGCACCGGAUCUCACUCAAGUUCGGGAACAGCUGUAUGACUCGGCAAACAAGUUAUGGUUGAAUUAUGUUGAUAUGGAGAGGAAGGCCAGCUACAGAAAUCCGUGGGAACUCCACAACCAAAUCCAGUCCAAGAUACAGAAAGUGACCGGAGGAUUGACGAGACUUGCCAGCCGAACUAAAGUGAAAAAAGAGGAAACGUUGAAGAUCAGACAGCAUCUAGCCAUGACUGAUAUCGAUGCCUGGACGCUGACACAUGUGGCCUUGGUGAGGGAACUAGUAGACUUGCAUAGUAAACAGUACGCUCUGAGUCAACAGCAUAUGCAGCGCUAUGUCCUCGAAGACUGGUACCAGACGGAAACCGAAUUAACCCGGGAGCGCGGUCUGUGGGGCCCGACAAUUCCAAGCAGACUGGACAAGUGGAUGCUGGACAUGACUGAGGGACCUUGCAGAAUGAGGAAGAAGAUGAUGCGUAAUGACAUGUUCUACAUUCACUAUCCUUACAGACCAGAACUCGACACAGGAGACAACAAAGCACUCAAGUAUAAAGUAGCCAGCAGUUGGGAUAGCAAGGAGUACUACCACAAGUACAGACCUCAAAGCCUCAUCGAACGAGACAAAGAUCCAGUGCUGGAAGCGCAGCUCACCUCCCACAAUUCAACCACUAGUCAUCUCAACUCUGAAUCAGAGUCUAUAGCAUCUGAUGAGCCAACCGGCUUUCAAGGCAUGAAUUGUACGCUCCGUAGGACUGUUAAAAGAUCUAUUUCUGAGCCUGAAGAUGGAGGGGAUGAUAAUGAAGGGGAGGGCGGCUCAACUGAGGACCAAGAGUCGUGUCCUGAUACCCAUUCGAUCUUGAGAUUGUUGGAGGAGAAUGAGAAGAUAAGUCACAUGUUCAGGUGUGCUCGGAUUCAAGGCUUGGACACAACCGAAGGACUGUUGCUGUUUGGGAAAGAACAUCUCUAUGUUGUCGAUGGGUUCACACUGCUGAAAUCUAGGGAAAUCAGAGAUAUCGAGUCGUUACCGCCGGAUUGUCACGAACCAAUUUUGCCAAGUCCUGGCAGUCCGAAUCAGGUACAGACUAAGAGACAGUGCUCCAAGUUUGCCUACGAGGAUAUCAGGGAAGUUCUCAAGAGAAGGUACCUGUUGCAACCGAUGGCUCUAGAAGUGUUCUCUGGGGAUGGCAGGAAUUAUUUGCUGGCGUUCCCUCGUAAAGUUAGGAACAAGGUUGAUCAGAGAUUCCGUCUGUUCACGAAUGACAUAGCGGACAGUGCUCUGCAGUCAGUGGCUGGACAAAAGCGGACAGCCAACGUGGAGCAGGGAGCUGGUUUGUUGUCGAAUCUGAUGGGGGAGACCUCGGUUACUCAGAGAUGGGUGAGGGGAGAAAUAUCCAACUUUCAGUACCUGAUGCAUUUGAACACACUCGCCGCCCGUAGCUACAACGAUCUCAUGCAGUAUCCCGUGUUCCCAUGGAUUCUUGCCGAUUACGACUCGGAGCAACUCGACUUCACCAACCCUAAAACGUUCAGGGACUUUUCGAAGCCGAUGGGCGCACAAAGUGCUGACAGACUGGACCAAUUCAGGAAGCGAUUCAAGGAAUGGGAUGACCCACAUGGCGAGACACCACCCUACCACUAUGGCACACAUUACUCGUCUGCUAUGAUAGUUUGUUCCUACCUGGUGCGAAUGGAGCCGUUCACUCAGCAUUUCCUGAGGCUACAAGGGGGUCACUUCGACCUGGCCGACAGGAUGUUCAACAGCAUUCGUGAAGCAUGGUUGUCGGCCUCACGACACAACAUGGCGGACGUCAAGGAGUUGAUUCCGGAGUUCUUCUAUUUGCCGGAGUUUCUGUGUAAUUCGAACAACUUUGACCUGGGCUGCAAGCAGAACGGAGUGCAGCUGGGUGAUGUUGUGAUGCCGCCCUGGGCGAAAGGGGACCCGCGCGAGUUCAUCAGAGUGCACCGUCAGGCGUUGGAGUGUGACUAUGUGUCGCAACAUCUCCAUCAGUGGAUCGAUCUCAUAUUCGGCUGCAAACAGCAGGGACCAGCUGCUGUCGAUGCCACUAAUGUGUUCCAUCAUCUUUUCUAUGAAGGAAAUGUCGACAUCUAUAACAUUGAUGAUCCACUAAAGAAGAAUGCCACCAUAGGAUUUAUCAACAAUUUUGGGCAAAUUCCAAAGCAGUUAUUCAAGAAGGCACACCCUGCGAAGAAAUUGAAUCACAAAGGCUCUGUUCUGGACCCAACACCGAUUAACAGCACGCUCAACUCAUCCGAGAGGCUUUUCUACCACAAUUUGGACAACCUCAAGCCAUCUCUUCAACCUAUAAAAGAGCUGAAAGGAGCCGUGGGCCAGAUCCUGCAAUCGGACAAGAGCGUGCUGGCAGUGGAGCAGAACAAGGCGCUGGUUCCACCCUCCUACACCAAGUACAUAUCGUGGGGCUUUGCCGACCACAGUCUGCGGCUGUCAGGGUAUGACAACGACAAAUCGCAUCUGGUCAGCGAGGUCGUAAUGCAGGGCUGCGGCGAGAUUGUCGCCUGCGUCUGUCCCUCCGCCAAGACUAUUGUCACCGCCGACACCAGCUCGGUUGUAACGCUGUGGGAGUACUCGAGACGUCAGUUGCAAGUCGUGCAGUGUCUGUAUGGACACAGCGAUGCGGUCACCUGCCUGGCAGCCAGCCCGGCCUACAAUGUCAUCGUUUCGGGAUCCAGGGAUAUGACCGCCAUAGUCUGGGAUCUAUCGCGAAAGAUAUUCGUGAGGCAGCUGCAAGGCCACAAUGCACCUAUCGCUGCUGUAGCCGUUAACGAUCUGACGGGGGACAUAGCGACAUGUGCGGGCACUUGGCUGCACGUGUGGAGCAUCAAUGGUGACGAGCUGGCCUGUGUGAACACGUGUGUGGGCCGGGCUGAUCGCAUGCAGCAGAUACUCUGUGUGGGCUUCUCGCAGUGCAGAGAGUGGGACGCGCAGAAUGUCAUUAUGACAGGGUCUAGUGACGGAGUUGUACGGAUGUGGUCAGUGGACUACGUGCAGGUGCCAAAGGAUGACCGGCCAUCUUUGACGCUAAGUGUGGGGCCUGAGGAGCAAGAGGAUGGAGACGUGAAGCCUAGGAGAGGGAGUGAGAAGGCGGAGGAGAGCGACAGAAAGACCAGGGUGCACGAACAACUAGUCAAGCAGAUGAGCAUAUCUGCCGAAUUCGAUCCUGAUGGUCCAGCCCUUCUAGCUAAGAGCGGAUCGGAGAGCAGUUUGACGGACGACGGUGUGGAUAAGGCGCAGGCGCAAGAAGGCGCUGAGAAGGGCAGCAAAUACAAGAGGAGGGUGAAGAAACAACCGGACGUCCAGGUUGAGGAGAAGGAGGCGUGCAGUGGGGAUGAGGAGGCCCCCCCCGUGCCUGUUGUGCGCAGGAGGCGGUCCUCGGCUAGAGCCAAUCCUCAGUUCCGUAAAUCAGAAUGCAAUCCUGGGCGGUUGAGCGAAUUGGAGGCGACUGAGAGCACGGAUGAGAGCCUGGGCAUUCGACCGAGCAAGAGUGACACCAGCCUCACCGACUCGUUCGUCAUGGUCGGCAACGACGGAGAUGCCAAGGAUGAUGUCCCGGCUCGAAAAAAUCGCAACAAUCAGCACAUUUUGCGACCAGGUUUCAAGUGGCAGAGACAACUGGUGUUCCGUAGCAAGCUGACAAUGCAUACGGCAUUUGACAGAAAAGACAAUACCGAACCGGCUUCGAUCACAGCUCUAGCAGUUUCAAGAGAUCACAGAACAGUGUUCGUUGGCGACGCACGCGGACGUGUGUUCUCGUGGAGCGUGUGCGACCAGCCCGGGCGUGGCGUCGCCGACCACUGGCUCAAGGACGAGGGUGCCGAGUCGUGUGCCGCAUGCGCGGUGCGAUUCUCCAUCUACGAGCGACGCCAUCAUUGUCGCAACUGUGGCCAGCUCUUCUGUUCCAAGUGCAGCAGAUUCGAAUCAGAAAUCUCGAGGCUUAGGAUACUGAAGCCUGUUAGAGUUUGCCAGGGAUGUCACGCCUCCUUGCGAUUGCAACAGAAGACUGACUAGUACUCCAUCACCAAGACUGGCAUAAAAGUUACCUAACAAUGCUCUUCAGGUUGAAGGAAGUUGAAUGAUGCGGUUCGAGCUAUGAAUUAGGGACAUCAUGUAUCAUGUGUUGGUAAGAGUUGGGAUAAUGCUAAUCAAUUUAGACCAUUGUUGGCAACAGUUGUUGCAAACUCUGAUACCAGAAGUCACAAUGCAAUAAACUAGAUGUAUUCAAUGCAUUUUGUUGCAAAUCGCUUGUUUUGUGUUAGCCAUUUAGUGGCUUAUGUAUUGAAAUUUGUUGUUAAAUUAUUAUGAUAGAUGUUAGGCUUGUCUGGAAAAUUGUAUUUUGUUUUAAAUCAAACUAGUGUUGAUCACUAGAUGUUGCUGAAAAACAGCUUCAAAUUUAUAAUAUGUAAGUGCAACAACACCAUUUGUAUGUUUGUAUAUCUGUGAUAUGAUCAAGUAUUUUAAACUGGCUUCGAUGAAGGAACACUUUCUCUUCGAACUAUAAAAUUUCAAUAUUCAAGUUUCGCUUCAAAUAUGAAAUUCUUCAUUCAUAAAUUUAGUAUGAUCUGUGAAAUUUCGAUCAAAUUUUGAUUGAACCUUUGCCAUUUUUGUGCUAAUAUUCAAUGAGUAGGCUGUUCAAUUAUUUUCAGUCUUGAGGGCCUCUGAUCUUUAUUUGAACAAAAAUCUCUUAUCAUUGAUAAGUUUAUUAGAGUAAAAGUUCGUUCACCCUCUGUGAACAAUAAAAUUUCUGAAACCCAAGUUCAUUGCCUAUCUCAAGUCACCUAAAUUUAUCACUAAUUAUUGUAGAGAAGUUUAUUCUGAGGAAAAAAUGUACAGCAACGUUUUCGUCUAAAAUGCACACCAACCUUACAAAUCAGGAUUUAGGCCCGCCGCAAAGUAGACCCACGCUAAUCUACGAAAAGCAACCCACGCCGUGGGUUUUGUAAACCAUUGCUAUAGAAUUAUUAUUCAUAAUCAAUCAGCUGACUAGUGGA